Molecule: messenger RNA, 2213 nt
Organism: Chenopodium quinoa (quinoa)
Lineage: Eukaryota; Viridiplantae; Streptophyta; Magnoliopsida; Caryophyllales; Amaranthaceae
Product: eukaryotic translation initiation factor 3 subunit D-like
Exons: 2
Coding region: 84-1835 (583 amino acids)
Biological process (GO): translational initiation
Cellular component (GO): cytoplasm; eukaryotic translation initiation factor 3 complex
Molecular function (GO): translation initiation factor activity
Source: RefSeq, a predicted model, not a curated record
CUAGGGUUUUUCUCUCUCCUAUUUUUGUACCUCCUCUUCUCCACUCUCUCUCUCUCCCCAUCUUCCCAACAACAAACACAACAAUGGUGUCCUUCGAAGUCGGCUUCGUCCCCUUCAACCCAGAUGGCUGGGGCCCACCAGAAACCACCACCACCACCGCCGCCGCCGCCGCAACCCCAUCUACCACCACCGUCCCCAGCAACGUUCCUUUCGCCCCCUUUUCUCGCUCCGAUAAACUCGGCCGAAUUGCCGAUUGGACUCGCAACCUCAACAACCCCUCCAACCGUCGCAACAACGCCAACGACUCCGUUUUCGAUUUCACCGGCGAUGAUUCCUUCGCCGCCACACUCGCCGCCGAUGAAGACUCCUCCUUCCGCCUUGUCGACGGUAAACCCCCUCCUCGCCCUAAAUUCGGCCCUAAAUGGCGCUUCCAUCACCACCAUAACAACCCGUCUCGCCAUCUCCCUCAACGCCGAGACGAAGAAGUCGAAGCUCGUAAACGUGAGGCUGAGAAGGAGCGUGCUCGCCGUGAUCGGCUUUACCAUAAUAACCAUCGCAUUGGUGGUGGACAGCAUCAACGCCGCGAAGCCGCGGUGUUUAAGUCAUCAGUUGAAAUUCAGCCUGAGUGGAAUAUGCUUGAGCAGAUUCCUUUCUCUACUUUUUCCAAGUUGUCCUUCUCUGUUCCUGAGCCAGAAGAUCUUCUGUUUUGCGGGGCGCUUGAGUCUUAUGAUCGAACGUAUGACCGCCUUACCCCGAAAAAUGAGCGUAGGUUGGAGAGGUUUAAGAAUCGGAACUUCUUCAAGGUUACAACUACUGAUGAUCCUGUGAUUAGGAGGUUGGCUAAUGAGGAUAAGGCUACUGUUUUCGCUACUGAUGCGAUAUUGUCGACGCUUAUGUGCUCGCCGAGGAGUGUUUACAGUUGGGAUAUUGUGGUUCAGAGGGUUGGGAAUAAGCUGUUCUUUGAUAAGAGAGAUGGGUCUCAGUUGGAUUUGUUGUCUGUUCAUGAGACUUCGCAGGAACCGUUACCGGAGUCGAAAGAUGAUAUCAAUUCCGCUCAUUCUUUGAGUGUUGAGGCUGCUUACAUUAACCAGAAUUUCUCUCAGCAGGUUUUGGUUAAAGAGGGGAAGAAGGUGAGCUUUGAGGAGCCGAACCCGUUUGCGAAUGAGGGAGAAGAGGUGGCUUCUGCUGGGUAUAGGUAUAGAAGGUGGAAGCUUGAUAAUGAUAUGUAUUUGGUUGCUAGGUGUGAGCUACAGAGUGUGCUUGAGAGUAAUAAUCAAAGGCAGUUUUUGACACUGAAUGCUUUGAAUGAAUUUGAUCCUAAGUAUUCUGGGGUUGAUUGGAGGCAGAAAUUGGAGACUCAAAGAGGUGCUGUUUUGGCUACUGAAUUGAAGAACAAUUCUAAUAAGAUGGCUAAGUGGACUGCUCAGGCGCUUUUGGGUGGUGCUGAUAUGAUGAAGUUGGGGUAUGUUUCGAGGGUUCAUCCCAGGGAUCAUUUUAACCAUGUGAUUCUCGGUGUUGUUGGAUAUAAGCCUAGGGAUUUCGCGUCUCAGAUUAAUUUGAACAUGGCUAAUAUGUGGGGAAUUGUUAAGAGUAUUGUUGAUUUGUGUAUGAAGCUGAAUGAGGGCAAGUAUGUGCUUGUUAAGGAUCCCUCGAAGCCCCAGGUUAGGAUUUAUGAGGUGCCUGCUGAUGCUUUCGAGAAUGAUUAUGUUGAGGAGCCAUUGCCUGAGGAGGAGCAAGCUCAGCCUCCUACAGAAGAUGCUGCUAAUGGCCUUUCUUCUGAGAUUAGUGUGGCUGCCACCGAUGUGGAGGACAAGGAGAUUACUGCCGUACCUUAAGAGGGAACUUAUACUCGGAGCUCCACCAAUCAUCAUGAAUCAGUGCUGUCUACAGUGUCUCCUUUUCGAAAAUUUUCCCCCUUUGACAUGCACAUCUAUUGAAAAAACUUUGCUGUGGUGUUAGGGUUGAUUAUGCAGAUUCACAAACAGGAAAUUGUUGUUGAUUUUGCAGUCAAUGUAACCAGCGGUCAUUGAUUUUGUAGUUUUUUAAUCUCUGUUGUAGUUGAUAUUCUAUUAACAUAUAGAGCUAAAUUGAAAUCGAAGAGUUUUAAUGAACCUCAAUUUGCUUGUGCCAAUAAUAGUUUUUUGUGUGUUAAGAAAACAUGUACAAAGUUUGCUUUAAUUGUGGAAUUUAAUUUAUGUUAAAGCUGCACGUAA